CACCGCCAACGCUCUACCGCUCACCACCUACACCUUCACGAGAUACCUCAGUCGCCCAUCGCCAUUGAGAAUCUUCCUCUACAACCGCCAAAAUGGUCAAGACUUCCGUGCUCAACGACUGCCUCAAUGCCAUCAACAACGCCGAGAAGGCUGGCAAGCGCCAGGUCCUGAUCCGCCCGUCCUCCAAGGUCAUCGUCAAGUUCUUGACCGUCAUGCAGCGUCACGGCUACAUCGGCGAGUUCGAGGAGGUCGACGACCACCGCAACGGCAAGAUCGUUAUCCAGCUUAACGGCCGCAUCAACAAGACCGGUGUCAUCUCUCCCCGCUACAACGUCCAGCUCAACGACUUGGAGAAGUGGGUUGUCAAGCUGCUGCCGUCGCGUCAGUUCGGCUACAUCGUUCUGACCACCUCGGCUGGUAUCAUGGACCACGAGGAGGCGAGGAGGAAGCACGUUGCUGGCAAGAUCCUGGGUUUCUUCUACUAGAUUGCGCGAUUGAUGUGGGGGAUGCAAUAUACCCGGUGCCUAGGCAGGCAGAUAUGUUUGGCUAGGUAGUCCAUCAUGGCAACGAUAGAACGAAGAAAUGACAAAAACUUCAUGAUCUACGGCAAUACUUGUUUUCAUCAGCCAUGUUGUUGUGUUGCUUUUGACUGUGAUGUGUAACAAUAAACCUCGUUGUUUGAUGUGAGGCUGAUGUUGAAACGCCAGCAUGCGUUAAAAGAUUCUGACUAGGUACCAUUCGUUAUUGGUGUCGAGCUCAUACCUACCACUUCAAGUUUCGGUUGUCACAAUUUCAGUCGAGUAUAUAUUAUCUUCAAGUCACGU
Cucurbitaria berberidis CBS 394.84 is the source of this 824-nucleotide messenger RNA. Its product is annotated as 40S ribosomal protein-like protein S22. Gene Ontology annotation, molecular function: structural constituent of ribosome. Gene Ontology annotation, cellular component: cytosolic small ribosomal subunit; ribosome. The record is from RefSeq and is a predicted model, not a curated record. Bases 93 to 485 code for a protein of 130 amino acids. The transcript is spliced from 3 exons. NCBI's taxonomy places the organism in Eukaryota, Fungi, Ascomycota, Dothideomycetes, Pleosporales, Cucurbitariaceae. Gene Ontology annotation, biological process: translation.